Molecule: messenger RNA, 2851 nt
Organism: Ipomoea triloba (trilobed morning glory)
Lineage: Eukaryota; Viridiplantae; Streptophyta; Magnoliopsida; Solanales; Convolvulaceae
Product: rab GTPase-activating protein 1-like
Exons: 17
Coding region: 192-2507 (771 amino acids)
Source: RefSeq, a predicted model, not a curated record
CGAAAACGAAAGAAAAAAAAAUCUUUACAACUUCACACUUAAGUCGCUCCAUUUUCGUCUUUAGGUCUAACUCAAUCCAGCGACCAUGUUCUAUGUCGGAAAAUACAUAGGGAUAUACUGAAAAAAACAGUAAAAAGUCGGAAAUCCUAUCUUUACACUGUUGUUUGCUGGAUUCCCACCGUGCUCCGACAAUGAAGGCCAAAGAUUCAGUUUCAGCGGCGACCCCUCAGCUCAUUUCCUUUGAUCAGAACAGAGAUGCUUACGGGUUUGCAGUAAGGCCUCAGCAUGUGGAGAGAUAUCGUGAAUAUGCUAAUAUCUACAAGGAAGAGGAGGUGGAGAGGUCUGAUAGGUGGAAAGACUUUCUGGAACGGCAAGCAGAAUCCACUCAAUUUCCCAUAAAUGGAUCAUCUGCAGUUAACAAUUUCAACCGGGAACUGGAUUCCAGUUCUCAGAAUGGAGCUGAAGUAUGUGAUGGUCUUGCUGAAAAUGAUACAGAGAUUAAAGAGUUGCCAACAUCAGCCAAUGAUAAAAUUCAUCAAGUCCAGAUAUGGUCUGAUAUAAGGCCAUCACUUCGAGCCAUCGAAGAUAUGAUGAGCACGCGUGUCAAAAACAGGGUUGGUGCAGUGAAAAGAGAGCAAGAUUCUAGUACUCCUACUGAAGAAGCUAAACGCACAAAAGGAGAGGACUCAGAGGAUGAGUAUUAUGAUUUGGAGAGAUCAGAUUCCUUACACGAUGUGCCUUUGAAUGAGAGUCCUGCCCAGGAUGUUUCAUCUCCAAAGUCUUUACCUCCUUGGAAAGAAGAAUUGGAGUGUCUUGUUCAAGGCGGGGUGCCAAUGGCUCUCAGAGGAGAGCUUUGGCAAGCUUUCGUUGGUGUCAGAGCACGUCGAGUGGAAAAUUAUUAUCAAGAUUUGCUUUCAAGAGAAACUAAAUCUGGCAAUAAUUCUGAUCAUAGAAGCAUGGAAUUAGAGGAGACAGACAGUACAAAGGAGUUAAGUGCAGAUGAAUGUGCAGUCGAGAAGUGGAAAGCACAGAUUGAUAAGGAUUUGCCCCGAACAUUUCCUGGCCAUCCUGCUCUCGACAAGAAUGGAAGAAAUGCCUUGAGGCGUUUACUGAUUGCAUAUGCUCGGCACAACCCUUCUGUUGGCUACUGUCAGGCCAUGAACUUCUUUGCUGGUCUACUUUUGCUCCUAAUGCCCGAGGAAAAUGCAUUUUGGACUUUGAUUGGCAUUCUAGAUGACUGUUUUGAUGGCUAUUACUCAGAAGAGAUGAUAGAGUCUCAGGUUGACCAACGUGUUCUUGAGGAAUUGGUGCGUGAGAAAUUUCCAAAGUUAGUUAAUCAUCUAGAUUACCUGGGAGUGCAAGUACAAUGGAUCACUGGACCAUGGUUCCUCUCCGUAUUUAUGAACGUACUUCCUUGGGAAAGUGUUCUUAGAGUAUGGGAUGUGCUUUUGUUUGAAGGGAAUCGAGUAAUGCUAUUUCGAACUGCACUGGCUUUAAUGGAUUUAUAUGGACCUGCCUUGGUGACGACAAAGGAUGCAGGAGAUGCAGUAACUCUGCUACAGUCUCUUGCUGGCUCCACUUUUGAUAGCAGUCAACUUGUUUUGACGGCCUGCAUGGGCUAUCAAAAUGUCAAGGAAGCCAGAUUGCAAGAACUAAGAAAUAAAUAUCGGUCAACCGUUAAGGCUGCAUUGGAAGAGAGAUCUAAAUGCAUAAAAGGCUGGAGGGAUUCUCAGGAUCUAGUACCAGCUAAUGUGGAUGAAGCAUACGUGAGCAUGAAUGGGAACACAAAAAAUUCUGGAACUGAUCUUGAAGAGCAGGUAAAGUGGCUAAAGGUUGAGUUAAGCAAGUUGCUCGAGGAAAAAAAAUCUGCUGAACUCAGAGGUGAGGAAUUGGAAACAGCAUUAAUGGAGAUGGUAAAGCAGGAUAACCGGCGACAAUUGAGUGCAAGGGCCGAGCAAUUAGAGCAUGAUGUUGCAGAGCUCAAGCAGGCUCUUGCUCAUAAGCAAGAAGAAGAGAAUGCCAUGCUUCAGGUAUUGAUGAGGGUAGAACAAGAACAGAAGGAGACAGAAGAUGCUCGGAGAUUUGCUGAACAAGAUGCAGCUGCUCAAAGAUACGCUGUUCAAGUGCUUCAGGAUAAGUAUGAAGAAGCCAUGGCUUCACUAGCUGAGAUGGAAAAACGAGCGGUCAUGGCAGAAUCAAUAUUAGAGGCGACUUUGCAGUACCAAACUGGACAAAGCAGAGCACAAUCCUCCCCACAACCCUCCCCACGAACCCCAAAGCUCGGUUCUCCUGAUGCACAAACUAAUCAAGACACCUCGCAAGAAUUUCAGCCUAGAAGAGUGAGUUUGCUAUCUAGACCAUUUGGACUCGGAUGGCGUGACAGGAACAAGGGAAGUCUUGGUUCUGCAGAUGUGAAAAGUGAUGAUAAACAAGAAAGGCAGGACCAGAGCCCAAGAACUGAGGAAGAGGAGAUUGCACAGGCAAGUUCUGUACAAGAGAAGGUGUAAAAGGUGGACAUUAUGAUACCAGAAUGUUUUGUUUUGUUUUUUUUUUUUUUUUUCAGAGGCAUUUGAUAAAAACUGAGAUUCACCUUAACCAUUGAUUAAGCAGAUGAAUCUUGUUUUUUUUUUUUUUUCCUGUGUGUCAUUCCCCCUCACUGCCAUUUCAUCUGGGGAUUUAGAGAAGAUAUAUAGGCCAACAGAGGGGAAAUGAAGUGUUAGUUUUUGGUUCCCAUUUGUAUAAGCACUGCUUCAAUUAUUGAGUUCUCUCUUUUAGAAGUGUAUUAUUCUUUUCUUGUAAGAUGUGACAAAUAAACAAUGGAUACAUAAUAUAUUUUUUAUUUUUAAAAAAA